This is a messenger RNA of Mycosarcoma maydis (corn smut), 876 nucleotides long. Its product is annotated as putative glucosamine-6-phosphate isomerase. The transcript has 2 exons. Lineage: Eukaryota; Fungi; Basidiomycota; Ustilaginomycetes; Ustilaginales. The coding region runs from base 1 to 876 and encodes 291 amino acids. Gene Ontology annotation, molecular function: identical protein binding; glucosamine-6-phosphate deaminase activity. Gene Ontology annotation, cellular component: cytoplasm. Gene Ontology annotation, biological process: D-glucosamine catabolic process; N-acetylglucosamine catabolic process; carbohydrate metabolic process. The record is from RefSeq and is a predicted model, not a curated record.
AUGCGGUACAUCAUCCGAGACGACAAGGCGGCGGUUGGCAAAUUUGUCGGCGAAUACGUAGCAAAACGCAUCAACGCCCACUUUCAAGUCACCGAUCGAGCUUUCGUUCUCGGCUGCCCGACUGGCUCUUCGCCGCUCGAGACGUACAAAACUCUGAUUCAGAUCCACCGCGAAGGGCGCGUCUCGUUCAAAAAUGUCAUCACUUUCAACAUGGACGAGUAUGUUGCCUUGCCUAAAUCGCACCCGGAAUCCUACCACUCGUUCAUGUGGAACAACUUUUUCAGCCACAUCGACAUUCAGCCUCAAAACGUGCACAUCCUUGAUGGCAACGCACCCGAUCUCGUCGAAGAGUGCAACCAGUACGAAGCCAAGAUUCAAGCUGUCGGAGGAAUCGAUCUCUUUAUGGCCGGUGUAGGAUCAGAUGGUCACAUUGCUUUCAACGAACCCGGCUCUUCGCUUGCUUCCAGGACGAGGAUCAAGACACUAGCGUACGAUACCGUCUUGGACAACUCGAGGUUCUUCGACAACGACCCGCUCAAAGUUCCAAGGAUGGCACUGACAGUGGGUGUGCAGACCGUCAUGGAUGCUCGAGAGAUCCUGGUCAUCAUCGUGGGUCAACACAAGGCACAUGCUUUGGCAAAGUGCGUCGAAGAAGGCGUCAACCAUAUGAACACGGUUUCCUGCAUUCAGUUGCAUCCGAAUGCGCUGCUCGUUUCGGACGAGGAUGCUACCUCAGAAUUGCGCGUUAGAACGGUGAGAUACUUCAAAGGCAUUGAAAGGGCGCAGGAGGAAAUCGAAAAGCUCUAUGGUCUGCACGGCCACAAAAAGACCCCUUCUAGCAGCGGUAGCCCUAUCGUUAACGGUACGAUCAACUGA